Molecule: messenger RNA, 2668 nt
Organism: Mytilinidion resinicola
Lineage: Eukaryota; Fungi; Ascomycota; Dothideomycetes; Mytilinidiales; Mytilinidiaceae
Exons: 1
Coding region: 14-2506 (830 amino acids)
Source: RefSeq, a predicted model, not a curated record
GGCCGUACCCGUCAUGGCAUCCAACGACACUGUCACCAACGAGAAAGCGACGAGUGACAACGUCGAAAAGAAGGCCACCCAUUCUAUCCUGAAGUCUACAUUCCCGGUCUUUCUGCCCCCGUGCGAGGCUCUGUUCCUUCCAGAGUAUGAGUUCCAGGCGUACGUCAAGGCCCAACUAGCCCCUCCUAGCGCUCCUACUGGCCUCAGUGAUGACCUUCCCGACCGCACACGCGAGACGAAACCGGUCGACGCAGAAUCCAAGGAUGCUUCUGUAGCUGCAGUGGGACCGGAGCCGAAGUCUGCGUUCAUGGAUGCGGUUCUCAAUAGCUCUUCACGCCAAUACUCCGAGGCGGAGCUAGAGAGGGACAACAAGAUGCUCACCGAGAAUGCAGACGUAGCUCACAUCUCCACCAAAUCUGCACUGGUUGAUCUAUUCUACGAGUUGGAGGAUUCCAUCUCAGCUGAUCGACUUGUCGAAGUCUUGGAUGCUGCAUGGGAGGAAGACCCGCUCUCCACGGUGAAGAUUAUCUUUAAUGCACGAUCUAUCCACCUAGGCAAGAGCAGUCGCUUUGUCACUUACCGCGCUUUCGGGUGGUUGGCUGAGAAGCACCCACAGACUCUGGUGGCUAACUUGCGGUGGCUGACUAGGCCGGUCAUCCAGAAGAAGGUCAAGAAGGAAGAAGACAAGUCGGCGGAGAAGAAGGCGGUAGACGGUGAGAAGGCAUUGAAGGAUGAGGAUGAUGACAUGGUCAUGGUUGAGGCUGGUGAGGCUGAGGAAGGCUUCGAAAAGGUUAAGGGUGAGCCAGUAGCAUCGGAGAAGAGCCAUGAUGUGAAGUACGGAGUCUCGCAUGGAUACUGGAAGGAUUUGCUCAACCUGGUGGUGCUUUCUGCACAUGAUCAGCUCAAGGCAAAUAGCAAUCCUUCGUCCAUUCUUGAUACCCAUCCCGAGCAAUCCAAGAAGGCGAAGCGGAAGCGAGAAUGGGACCCGAAGGCCGCCAAAGAACUCAGAGAAAAGGCGAAGAAAGAGCAACAUGAUCGAGUCCUCAAGAAGUUCGAAGAAGACCCCUUCUAUCGCGUGCUCCACAUAGCCGUCGCUCGUCUGUUCGCCACUCAGCUCAAGGAAGACAAGCAGUACCUGAGCUCGAAUAAUAAAGCGGAUCUCAAGAAGAUCUCACUGGCCGCGAAGUGGGCUCCGACCUUCGCCGAGUUUCACGACAAGAACACCUUCAUUGUCUCCUCUAUCGCCGAGAUUCUGUACCCAGACGCCUCUGACAUUUGCCCCGACGUGCCAAAGGAUAACCGCGAACUGUACCUCCGUCACGCACGAGAGGAAUACCGCCGUAUGACCGUCUCACCUCUGCGAAAGAUUCUUGAAGUAGUCGAGCGAGACAUCGUAGCCGAAACCUUCGCCAACAUCAAAUACGAGCGUGUUCCUUCUCUCGCCAUGCACCGCUACCAGACCCUCUUCGUCAAGAAAGACGAAACCCACUUCCUGGAGUAUCUAGAAAAGGUCACAACCGGGUCUAAGCAGAUCUCGGGCGCCAUUCUCCUUCCAUCGACCCUCGUCAGCAGCGUAGCCAACAGCCCUACCAGCCGUUAUAAUCCAAGCGACAAGAAGAACCCCCUCGCUGGCGCGCUGGCUGUCGCAAAGUCCAAAGUCGCCGAAGGCCAAUGGAACACCCUCGUGCAGCGCCUCCGCGACUCCGGCACGAUCGAGUCCUCCAUCGCCGUCUGCGACGUCAGCGGCUCUAUGACCUACCCCAAGUUCAAAGACGGAACCACCCCCAUGGACUCCGCCAUCGGCCUCGCCCUCCUGCUCGCCGAGAUUGUCGAGCCCCCGUUCGGCGGCGCCUUCAUCACCUUCUCCGCCAACCCCACCGUCGUCAAAGUCGGCGGCAAGCAGGACACGCGCUCCUUCGCGGCCAAGGUCAACGCCGUCCGCGCCGCCGAGUGGGGCAUGAAUACGGACUUCGUCGCCGUCUUCGAGCGCCUCAUCCUCCCGCUGGCCGUCGAGAAGAAGCUCAAGCCGGAGGACAUGGUUAAGCAGGUCUUCGUCUUCAGCGAUAUGCAGUUCGAUGCCGCGGAGACGGCGGCGGAUCGCUGGACUACGAGCUUCGAGCGCGUCAAGGCGAAUUUCGAGGAGGCCGGGUAUGAGAUGCCGAAGCUUAUUUUCUGGAACCUGGCGGGGGGCCGCGCCGGCGAGUAUGGUGGGUACGGGUAUUCGGUUGGAUCUAAUGACAUUGCGUCAAAGCCUGUCACAGCGGAGGACAUGGGCGUUGCGCUAGUGAGCGGGUACAGCCAGGGGCAAAUGAAGAUGUUUUUGGAGAACGGCCAGUUUGAAGAUGACGAGGUGGAGGAGGAGGUCGUUGCUGAGGAUAUUAAGGGGGAGGAUGCGGAUGAUAUGGUGGAUGUGAAGAAGACGAAGAAGGUCAAAAUGGACCCGCUGACGACUGUGAAGAAGGCGAUCAGUCAUCCGGCGUACUCCAUGUUGGAGGUGGUCGAUUAGAUUGAUAGGUAUGCUGGGGGAGUAUAUGGCGGUUUGGGAUAGUUUCAACGGGGCUGGGCGACUCUUUGGGAAGAUACGGGUACAAUAUUCACAGUUGUAGCGUUCUUGCUUUCUUUAUCAUAGGCUGGUAUCAUAUGAUAGAAUGAAAUUCUUUUGAACAAU